This is a messenger RNA of Scatophagus argus, 2076 nucleotides long. It is a transcript of the gene nr1i2, whose product is annotated as nuclear receptor subfamily 1, group I, member 2. The coding region runs from base 233 to 1672 and encodes 479 amino acids. The record is from RefSeq and is a predicted model, not a curated record. Gene Ontology annotation, biological process: cell differentiation; positive regulation of transcription by RNA polymerase II; negative regulation of transcription by RNA polymerase II. Lineage: Eukaryota; Metazoa; Chordata; Actinopteri; Scatophagidae. Gene Ontology annotation, molecular function: zinc ion binding; RNA polymerase II cis-regulatory region sequence-specific DNA binding; nuclear receptor activity. The transcript has 10 exons.
UCUUGAGUAAAGUCUUUUUGUGUCCUUUUUGGCCACUCCCAGCACCAGCACGGCGGCUGGCUGGUUGUAACAAACGACGGUUCGCCUGACUGCAUUAAACCUUGCGGCUACAGAUCAGUAGACUUGCACACAAAUUACUACGGGAUGCAGUGUACAUCGUAAUACAGGACAAAAAAGAAAACACCUGGAAAGCUGUAGCUGCUCGCAGGAAUUCAAACAAAAGUUCCCGCGGAUGACAGGUUUACCUGGCAGGUGGGCUGAUUCCUCGUUCUCACCUGUUGUAUGUUCAGUAAAUCCAAAACCAGCGAGAUUUCCCACUGCGUCGACUACAGUCAGCUGUGUGGACAUCUGGACUCACCGAGUCACAAUGAAUAACAAGGCCACUGGUGUGCAGACCAUCCAGGAUGCCCUCACACAGCAAAAAGAAGACGAUGAGGACGAUGAAGGAAAGGUGACAGAAGACGAGGAGCCCCGAGGGUGCGGAGUGUGUGGAGAUCUGGCCAAAGGUUACCACUUCAAUGCUUUGACAUGUGAAGGGUGCAAAGGAUUCUUCAGGGUCGUAGGGGGGCUGGAGCCUAACCCAGCUGACAGUGGACGUGCCAUAAAGAGGUCAACGCAGCUCAGCUGUCCUUUCCGGAACAAAUGCAGCAUAACAAAAAACAACAGACGGUCGUGUCAAGCUUGCCGCUUCCGUAAAUGCCAGGCCAUAGGCAUGCGCAAAGAAAUGGUCAUGUCCGAGCAGGAGGUACUGGAGAGGAGGCGCCGCAUCAUGAAGAAGAAGAUACUCGACGCAGUACAGCUUUCAUCCCAACAAGAGCGAACCAUUCAGGAGCUACUCUGUGGCCACCGCCGUACAUUUGACUCAGCAUUUUACCGCUUCAGUGGCUUUAGGCCUAUGGACAGAAACAUCUUUUUUGUGAGUGACACUCAGUCUGCCAGUGAACCCUCGGAUGCCUACUCCCUGUCCGCCUCCUUCUCAUCAUCCUCCUCCUCCAGUCUCUGUGAUUCCUUUGAAAAACAAGAGAACCAAGAUAGCCUACAGGUCAGAAAAAGCAGUGUUUUCACUGCUCUUCCACAUGUGACUGACCUCACAACUUACAUGAUCCAAGACAUCAUUAGUUUCUCCAAAAGUCUUCGGGACUUCCGGUCUUUAAUAAUUGGGGAUCAAAUUGCUCUGUUGAAAGGAGCCUCAUUUGAAGUCAUGCAGAUCCGUUUCAACAUGGUAUUCAAUGCAAAAAGAGGCAUCUGGGAAUGCGGACAUAUUGCUUACUGCAUAGAUGACGCUGUACGAGCGGGCUUUCAGCCGCUCCUGCUGGAGCCUGUGCUCAAAUUUCACCACACAUUGCGCAACCUGGGCCUGCAGGAGGAAGAGUAUGUUCUAAUGCAAGCUAUGUCCCUGUUUUCUCCAGAUCGUCCUGGUGUGCAGCAACACGGGGUAAUUGAUGAGCUUUAUGAAAGCUUGGCACUGACACUAAAAACCUGGAUUGACUGCAGGAGAACAGGACCAGAAAAACACUUGCUGUACCCUAAAGUGAUGGCCUGUCUCACCGAGUUGAGAACAAUGACUGAGGAGUACAGUAAACAGGUUCUUCAGAUCCAGGACAUCCAACCUGAUGUUAUCCCUCCUCUCAUGGUGGAAAUGGUCAGUAAAAACCCUGUUAAUGACUUUUAGUGCUGACAUCUACUGUACAUGGACGGCUGAAGUGCUCUGGUUUCACUUCUGUUAUGUAAUAAUGAAAGCCUCAAACUGUAAACCAUCUAAAAGUGAUCAUUGAUUUAGUAUCAUUGAUUGUGUAUUGUGUAAGUAUUCUGUCAAAAUACUAAGUGAGUGCAUUUCUGUCACGUUAAUAGUCUUGAACAAAUGAACAUGAUUGUUAACCUCUCGGUCUGAAUGAGUCAAGUCUUUCUCAGACGUAGUGUGACGAGUGUGUUCUUUGCACACUUUCUGCAGGAAACCAUGAGUAAGCAGUGUAAAGUUGGUUUGUUUUAUUAAGUGCUGACAGUACAAAUAGAUCAUAGUGGAUUUAUACCUAUCCCAUGCCUAUGACUGCUGUCAGCAUUAAAACUUAAAGUUGA